Nyctereutes procyonoides (raccoon dog) is the source of this 783-nucleotide messenger RNA. Its product is annotated as C-C motif chemokine 13. Gene Ontology annotation, biological process: inflammatory response; G protein-coupled receptor signaling pathway; chemokine-mediated signaling pathway. Gene Ontology annotation, molecular function: chemokine activity; CCR chemokine receptor binding. The transcript is spliced from 3 exons. Lineage: Eukaryota; Metazoa; Chordata; Mammalia; Carnivora; Canidae. Gene Ontology annotation, cellular component: extracellular region. The coding region runs from base 14 to 310 and encodes 98 amino acids. The record is from RefSeq and is a predicted model, not a curated record.
CCAGGCCGGAAACAUGAAGGUCUCUGCAGUGCUCCUGUGCCUGCUGCUCACAGCCGCCAUCCUCACUACCCAGGUGCCCGCUCAGCCAGAUGCACUCAGUGCCCUAUUCACUUGCUGCUUCACAUUUAACAAUAAGAAGAUCCCCUUGCAGAGGCUGGAGAGCUAUCGAAUCACCAGCAGCCACUGUCCCCGGAAAGCUGUCAUCUUCAGUACGAAACUGGCCAAGGCUAUCUGUGCCGACCCAAAGGAGAAAUGGGUCCAGGAUUAUGUGAAACACCUGGAUCAAAGAACUCAAACGCCGAAGACUUGAACUCUUCCAGCCAUGCUAAGACCCGAGCAAAGCAUGAGAAAGGAACCCCUGUUUAUUCUCCUUCCUCCUCUCCAGCUAUACCCUGGACUAGUUUGACUAUAGUUUCAAAUAGGGUGCUUUCUGUGUUGUGAUGCAAAAAGGUACUAUGUCUUAAGUAAUAUUUAACGUUAUUUGAACUGUUGCGGGUUUGGGGGUUUAUUUCGAAUAUUGGUGACCUUUUUUCUAAAGCAAGGCCUUGAGCCAGUUGCUUCCUACCAUAAGCCCCAGUUCUGACCCUUGUAAGCUGCAGGCAGCAGGUCCGUCUCCUGCCUAACUCCCCAGCUGAUGCUCGUGCCUACAAAUCCUGGCGAUGAAGGGCUACUGCCAUCUGGGGAGGGGAGGUGGAUGUGAGGUGCAGCUAAGUAUGUUAUUACAGAAAGGAGAAUGCUAUUCAUAAGAUUGUUGACUUUUUGCAGAAAAUACAUCUUGUUUGA